CGUUACAGUUGGCUCCUGAAAGCUGCUACAGACAUUUAGAAGACGCAAAAUGCGGGACGCCGCUGUCCUCACGUCGUGUGUAGCUGUGUGUCUCCUCCUGGGCUUCAGCCAGGCUGCCAGACAAGGACAGGACAUCAGGUGUGGAGCCUGCAGGGCUCUGGUGGAUGAGAUGGACUGGGCCAUCUCCCAGGUAGAUCCCAAGAAAAUGAUCCAGACUGGCUCCUUCAGGAUCAACCCCGACGGGACUCAAUCCAUCAGAGAGGUUCCUCUGGCUCGCUCUGAGGGGAACCUCCUUGAGCUGAUGGAGAGUGUGUGUGAGAGGAUGCAGGACUACGGGGAGCGCACGGACCCUUCCACGAGCAGGAAGUCCUACAUCAGGGUCAAGUCUCGGAGCGGUGAGGCCAUGGACCUUUCUGAGGCCGCGCUGGAUUCCAGAGUCACUUCCAGUUUAAAGUUUGCAUGUGAAACGAUCGUUGAGCAGCAUGAAGAUGAAAUUAUUGAAUUCUUCGCCCACGAAACAGAAAAUGUCAAAGACAGACUCUGCAGUAAAAGGACAGAUCUCUGUGACCACGCUCUGACCAUGCCCCAUGAUGAACUUUGA
This is a messenger RNA of Nematolebias whitei (Rio pearlfish), 601 nucleotides long. It is a transcript of the gene cnpy2, whose product is annotated as canopy FGF signaling regulator 2. Bases 50 to 601 code for a protein of 183 amino acids. The transcript is spliced from 6 exons. Gene Ontology annotation, cellular component: endoplasmic reticulum. Lineage: Eukaryota; Metazoa; Chordata; Actinopteri; Cyprinodontiformes; Rivulidae. The record is from RefSeq and is a predicted model, not a curated record.